AGCCUACCGGGCCCAGAAGAAGAAAAGCGCAAAGUCUGAUGUUGAGUUUCGAUUUCUGAGAUGGACCUCCAAACUCACUUAAAGGCCAUUCUGAAAAACAAAUACCAGAAUUUGAAGGACCUCAUCCUUCCCAUCAACCUGAGCUAUGAGAGCACGGAAGAGUUCAUAAGUAAAACCCACUACAGCUGGUAUAUCGAUUACUCGCACCUUUGUGGUUCUAGAGAAUAUCCCUCUUUUCCGUUAGAAGAUCUUCUUAAAUGCACUGGUAACCACAAAGGAAAUCAAAAAACUGUCCUCACUUUUGGAGCGUGUGGCAUUGGGAAAACCACGGCUGUGCAGAAGUGUGCUCUGGACUGGGCUGAAGGCAGAGCACAUACACACAUAGAUUUAUUGUUUCCUAUUCCAUGCUGGGAAUUAUGUCUGCUGGAAAAAGAAGAUCUUAGUCUGAUUGAACUACUUAAAUUGUUUUUCCCAUGUUUGAAAGACCUAAACUCAAAUAGUUUGUCUGAUAAGAAAGUAUGGUUUGUGUUUGAUGAGCUGGAUGAUUUAAACGGAAUGCUGAACAUGUCUUGUCCAACAAUAGACAAUGUCAACCAAGUGACUCCUGUUGACACGCUUCUUCCAAAUCUAAUAAAGGGAAACCUGCUUCCCAAUGCAAACAUUUGGGUAACUGCCAGACUUGCUGAAAUAAAUUUCAUUGAUAAUUUCUAUAUUAUGAAAGAGACAGAAAUGGUCGGAUUCAGCGAUGAGCAAAAGGAACAGCACAUCCGGAAGCUGGUUGGUGACGACGACCUCGCAAACAGAGUGAUUGACCACAUCAAAAUAUCAAGAAGUCUUCACUGUUUGUGCCGAAUCCCAUACAUGUGCACCGUAAUGGCCACUGUUCUCAAAAAACAUGUCAAAACAAGUGAUUAUAAAAUACGUCCACUGACUUUGACUCAGAUUUACAGCAGUCUGACAGGAGAAUCACUAUCUGAUUUUAUUUCAAAACGUACCAUUUUUGCACAAUAUUCCUUGACUUAUUACUGUUACUGGGCACCUGAAGAGUAUGUGAAUGGAAAUAAUGCUGAAAUCACUGUUGCUGAGGUAUCAACAUUUGCCCGAGAGCACCCUCUUGUGCUCAAAGAAGAGAAGAGUGUGCGUGGAGUGGCCACUUUUCAUUUUGCCCAUCUAAGUGUCUUAGAGUACUGUGUUGCUGUGGUCAGACUAAAUGAAGUAACCAGAAAUAACCCCCCUGAGCAGUAUUCAGCUGCCUGUCUCAAAAUGAUUGAUAUGGUAGAACGCGAUGGCCAACAUGGACAAUAUGACAUUUGUUUUCGUUUCUUUUUUGGCCUCCUCCAAGAGCGGGGCACACUCCAAAUUUCAGAUCCAUUCUUUGCACACAUCAGGAAAGAUCUGCAGGAAUAUGUUUUUGACCACACAUACGUGAACCGAUUUCAUUGGCUGAGGGAGUUCGACAGUCAGGCUUUAUUGAAUGAUGCUGAGAUCUUUGAAGAGACUGGUUGCCCACCUGUCCCAGACUUCACUUUCGAAGAAUGGAUGCAAAUUUUUCAGAUGAUCACAAACGUAGAAGGAAUUCAUGCUAAGUUUGAGAUGGAACUCUCCUCAAGGUGCGAUGAGAAAGUCCUCAAAAGUCUCCCUGAAAUUCAGAAAUCCAGAAAAGCUGAGCUGCGAUUCUCAAACCUGUCAGACACUUGUUGUCCUGCCCUGGCCUCUGUUCUUGGUGUCAAAGAGUCCCAUUUGAGGGAGCUGGACCUGGGCUUCAACAGCAUCACUGACAGGGGGGUGGAGAGCCUGGUCCAGGGCCUGAGUGACCAGGAUUGCAGGCUAAAGUCCCUUCGUCUUCAGGGCUGUGAGCUGACUUCCUCUGCCUGUGAACACCUGGCAACAGUCUUAAAACAGAGGCCAAACCUGAAGGAGCUGGAUCUCAGCUGCAAUAGUAUCGGAGAUGUGGGGCUGAAGCAUCUUGCCAGUGGUUUGGAGUCACCCAUGUGUCAACUAGAAACACUUAGAAUUUCUCAGUGCAACAUUAAAAGGGAGGGUGGCUUCCAUCUGGCCUCAGCACUGGAGAAAAACCCUAGUUACCUAAAGUGGCUGGACCUGAGCAUCAACAGGAUAGGAAACAAGGCUGCGAAUGAACUUUUUACCAAGUUUGACAUAUCAAGACUGAGAAAACUGGAAAUGUACUUUUGCGGCCUCACAGAAAGGUGCUGUGCCAGGAUUUCGGAUGCACUGAAACUUGAGAAGGGCAAUCUGGUGGAACUGAACUUAAGCAGCAACAACUUGAAGGAUGCAGGAGCUCAUUUGAUCAGUUCAGGCCUGUUUGCCUGGUCUAGACUUGAAAAACUCAAUAUGUCGAGAUGUGGAAUCUCCAAGCUUGGCUGUUUUUACCUCUCCAAAGUGCUGUCCUGCAUCUCAGCGUUCUACAAUAAAAAUAUGCGCAUGGAAAUCGGCUGGCAGGCGACAGAGUUGAGGGAGAUGGACCUGAGCAGGAACAAGCUCACAGAUGAAGGGGCUGUGUACAUUUCCACUGGACUGUGUAAUCCUUACAGCCACCUCCGAAGGCUCAACCUGAUUGAAUGCAGUCUCACUAGUGACUGCUGCUCUGACCUGGCAUCUCAUCUGUCGUCCUCUAAAUGCACUGUGGCUGAGUUGGACCUCUCCAGUAACAACAUACAGGACAGGGGCAUCAAGAAGCUCUGUGUGGCCCUCAAAAGCACUGAAUGUGCUCUCCAGAAGUUAUUUCUCAGAAACUGUGGCCUCACAUCCAAGUGUGUUCCCUACUUCAACAUGGCCCUUAAAACCAACCUUCACCUGACCGAGCUGUUUUUAUUGGGCAACCAGUUCGAUGACAUCGCCAAAAAAGUGUUAUUGGGGAUGAUCAAAAAUAUUGCGUACAUGUUACAAACUGUUGAUGUCUUGAUUGACUGAACAAGAAUGAAGAUGGAUUCAGUUAUUUUACUAUAUAUUUUUUUGUUUUUGUUGUUUUUACAAUGUUUCUAAAAAUACCUAAGUGUCUUAAGG
This is a messenger RNA of Boleophthalmus pectinirostris (great blue-spotted mudskipper), 3024 nucleotides long. RefSeq names its product NACHT, LRR and PYD domains-containing protein 14-like. The transcript is spliced from 9 exons. Gene Ontology annotation, molecular function: protein binding. The record is from RefSeq and is a predicted model, not a curated record. Lineage: Eukaryota; Metazoa; Chordata; Actinopteri; Gobiiformes; Gobiidae. The coding region runs from base 61 to 2931 and encodes 956 amino acids.